AUCGUUUUCUGUGUCACUUGGAGAUAUGAAGAUCUUUAUCAUCGCACUAUUCGUAGCUUUGGUGGUAGCCGAGCCGCCCCCGUCUAAUAGUUAUCUCCCGCCUCCGCCUGGCGGAAAUGGUUACUCUCAAAUCCAAACCUUCGAAGCUCCUGAGAUAGUGGCUGCUCGGAGUCUGGAAGCUUCCCAUGGGCAGGCGCGUGGUACCUCUGGGUCGCUUGGACAAGACUACCACGACGUCCAUGGUAAUGGAUUUGGAAGGAAUGCUCUUCGCGGAUAUGAAUCUCCUCAAGCCAGAUUCAAUGGAAAGCAAAGUUACGACAAUGCGGCAUCAUUUGGAAGAAAUGCUUUUGACGGAGCCAAUACUGAACCAGCUAACUACAAUUUCGGGUACAUGGUGAACGAUCGGGAAGGCACAGAGUUCGGCCACCAUGAGGAGAGACAGGAGCAGCGCGCCCAAGGAGAAUACCACGUGGUACUCCCUGAUGGCAAGAAACAGACAGUAAACUACGAGGCGGACGAGCAGGGUUUCAAACCACAAAUAUCCUACCAAGAUACUGACGUGAGCCGAUCGGGAUAUGACAACAACGCUCAGCCAUUUCGCGCCAAUGGUCGCGGUAACUAUGGCAACGCGCGCUCUAGUGGCUACUGAGCGAAUUAAAAAUGUGAC
Molecule: messenger RNA, 667 nt
Organism: Manduca sexta (tobacco hornworm)
Lineage: Eukaryota; Metazoa; Arthropoda; Insecta; Lepidoptera; Sphingidae
Product: pro-resilin
Exons: 6
Coding region: 26-649 (207 amino acids)
Cellular component (GO): extracellular matrix
Source: RefSeq, a predicted model, not a curated record